Messenger RNA from Exserohilum turcica Et28A, 417 nucleotides. RefSeq lists its product as uncharacterized. The transcript has a single exon. The record is from RefSeq and is a predicted model, not a curated record. Bases 1 to 417 code for a protein of 138 amino acids. NCBI's taxonomy places the organism in Eukaryota, Fungi, Ascomycota, Dothideomycetes, Pleosporales, Pleosporaceae.
AUGAAAAUAGAAAAGAAAAAAAAAGAACACGCUGAUAAGAUGGUGGUGGUGGUAGUAGUGUUCCCUAUCCAGGGCACCAGCACCACUACAACGCGAAAGCGAAAACAAAAAAAACUAGCACCAUGUAAUGUUACUCAGUCUGGGGAGGAGGAAGAAGAAGAAGAAGAAGAAAAAGAAGAAGAAGAAGAAGAAGAGAAAAAGGAUGGAAGAGAAAUUGAGAAAGUGAGAGAGAGAAGAGAGGAAGAAAAAAAAACACUUUACAAGGUACGUGGACAAGCAAAUGUGAUUGCGCUCCAGGACUUUGAAAAAAAAAAAGAACAAGCAAACAAACAAACAAACAAGCAGCAACAUGGCGUAAAUGACAUGGCAACUCCAGGGGGCCAACCAACGCCGAAAAUAACAAGCAACAUGUCAUAG